Molecule: messenger RNA, 3632 nt
Organism: Exaiptasia diaphana
Lineage: Eukaryota; Metazoa; Cnidaria; Anthozoa; Actiniaria; Aiptasiidae
Product: autism susceptibility gene 2 protein homolog
Exons: 14
Coding region: 131-2728 (865 amino acids)
Source: RefSeq, a predicted model, not a curated record
CUCGACUCCGCUGAUAUUGGCAACAGAGGCUCAAACUUGACUCGAGCAUUUUACGUCCCAUAUAAGUUCGAAACUCUUAUCGUUACUAGAGUCGCUUCUUAUCUGUAGGCAUUGAGAAUGACUUGAAAUCAUGAAAAUGAAAGAUGACGAGGCCAAGAGAGUGGCUACGAGCGACGAAGAUAAAAUGAAUCGACAGAAUGGUGAAGUUGUGCCAGCUUGUAGCACUAUGGACGACGUCCCUUCGCUGUCGCACGCGGCUCAAGUCAACGCGAAUGGCAAAAGCCGAAGCAAACCUAGCCGUAAACGACUUAGCACUAGUUCCCCCGAAGAAGAUAUCAUAGAUGGAUUUGCAAUAUCGUCCUUUACGUCUCUGGAGGCUUUGGAGUCUAAAGGGCAAAGCAAACCAGGGAUUAUAAGCGAUGGCAGGCCCAGCAACAGUGGGAAAUACAACCUUGAAAAUGGCCUGAGCAACAAGAAACGCAGGGCUGAGAAGCGCCGUGCCAGAAUGCAAGAAUCAAAACUAAAGGACUCAGAUUCAGAAGAUAAUGAAGAAUCUCGAAAAACAGAUGGAAAAGAAAGGCAAAAGGAGAAGAAAUCAGCCAAAAUUGAUGGGAAUCAUUCAGAUUCAGGAGGAUCUGUUGAUGGUGGCUAUAUAUGUGAUGGGGAGAGUGAAGAUGAGAGGGUGUCUGAUACUGAAGGACCAACUUCUAAAAAGGCCACCCACCAAGUAACAUCACUGUUUAAUGUGAAAGAAAUUCUCAGUUCCAAUGAAACCGCGACGACUGAUCUGAAAGAUGGCGAUUCACGCCCAGUAUCAAAGCCCUCCGACUGGCCGAGUUCUGCUGCAAGUGUAAUUCCAAGACUAGGMUCCCAAGCUUCCGUUACUAGUUCCUCGAGCUUACCACGGCCACUCUCMUCAACGUCAACCAUUACGUCACACUCAAUGGCGUCAUCGUUUGGACAUACUCAUCCUUCAACGUUAUUUCCACAUUUCCCAUCAUUCCAUUCGCCGUCUGGGCCCUUACCGUAUCCUCAUGGUCCUGGCGAUGCGUCAUUCCCCUAUCCAAGGCAAUUCAGAGGGAAAGAAAAUGUUGCCCCGUAUGUUAUUGGAUCAGGUCAAGACCUUUUAAGACAAGAACUCAACACACACUUUCUACGCACACACUCAGAUCGAUCACACUACAAUCUUCACUAUGAGAAUCAUCAACACCUACACAACCACCAACAUCAACACCAGCAUCAACACCAACACUUCCACUCGCCUCCAGCGAUUCCUGUGGUACCAGCCAGUCCAUUACUAGUUCCUGGUACACCUGCAAUGUCUCAUCACGGCGUUCCUCCMUCGCCGCAUUCAAGCGGAGCAGCCUCAACCAUUCCACCUCUCAUUCACAGGAAGCAUGGAAGGUGGUGCGCGUCACAUGUCCAAAUUGCAUGGCAAAUCUACUAUCAUCAACAAAAAGUCCAAGCGGAAUUACACAACGAUCCCCACGUCAAGCCUGAGCAAAUUCCCGUAAGUCGUGCGGGGAAUGCGUUAUCGCUGCACUCGAGGCAAGGUAUUCAUGAUGUAGGUUACCGCUCACCACAUAAUCACGGCGGUCAAGAUACAGUCAGCCCCAUCGCCGUACAACCACACAUAGGAGAAUCCUCUAGGCAGAGAGUUGGCGCGUUUCUUAGUUACGCUCCAGUCGUCCCAACUCCUACCAAUUCCGACAUGCGAGCCGUUUCUCCAUAUGCUAGACAAAUGGCGCACGGUCGUUCCAAUGGCAUCAUAGGUCUGGGAAGUAGUCCAGGUUUACCCGGAAGUAGCAGUUAUCGUAGUGCAGCUGGAAGUAAUUCUUUAUCAAGCUCAGUUUAUGGGUCUUACAGUGGACUGGGAGGCAUAAGCCGUGAGUGGGAACGUCUCCAUGGAAACAGUUCGUCGUUGUCAUGGCUGAAUCAGGGCGUAUUUGAGAGAAACAGAGAAAAAGACCGGGAAAGAGAAAGGGAACGGGAAAGAGAACGAGAACGAGAGAGAGAACGGGAUAGGGAAAGAGACAGAGAACGCGAUAGAGAGAAAAGCAGAGAUCGAGAAGGUGACGUAGAAAAGCAAAGAGAAAAAGACAGAGAACCAAACACUUCGCGUCUUGAUUUAGACAGCGAAAAGACAAAAGAAUCUGAUAAAUCAGUCGAAAGAAGUCGUUCACCAUCAAGACCUCAUCGCCCGACAAGUUUCCACAUUGCGAGUCUUACGGGUGAAAACAAAGUGGACGCAUCGCCUGUCGCUGAAUCGCGACUACCUCCCGAGCGACCGACAUUUCCCGGUUCGCGUGAUCGACGAGAGGAGGAUAAGAGGAGUCCCGUUGAAGAACGCGACUUAGUAAUGUUAAACGACAGACGAGGGACAUCGCCAGGUCCUCAUUUACAUAGCGGUUCAGCCGCAGCUCCUAAAGUGGAUAAAAGACUAUAUGAAACAGAACGACCCCUCGAGCCGUUUGAUCUCAGUCGUUACGGACGACCACCUUUAAGUAGAGGGCCAUGUCUGUCAUUCCCUCUUCCACAACCACCAAUGUUUCCCCCAAGCUCUUCAUUCCCAUACCUUCACGGCUCAGCUAUGGCUGCGGUUACUCACCCUCAUUUCUUACCCCAUGGGACACGAGGCAUGAUGGCGCCUCAUUUUGGUCCAUUGGGCCCAAGAAGCCGAAGUCCUUUGGAYGGACCGGAAGCCAUUCACACUGAAAAUCGUCCAUAAGAAUCAUGGAAAUGUUUGUACAGAUAAAUUAAAUAUAUGCACCAUGAUCAAAUAUAUUAUUACGACCAUUGUCUGACAUUUUUCAUGGAGUUUCACUUGCUGCCAUAAUUACUUAUCUACGAAGGUUCAAAAUCUUUCGGUCCCAGUACUCCAUCUGGUCAAUUUGAAGGCUUGGCGACUUAGGGUUAUUCCUAAUCAAUCCAGAAUUAAUUUAUGAGUUGCACGUGGUUUUUUGACACUACUAUUCAAUUAUUUUUUUCGAAUAUUUGAUUGAUGUGCUUCAGUUUACGCUGCUUUACGCUAUGGUCAUUUAGAAAAGAAAUCAAAGUAUAUUAUUGAAAAGAAAAACAAUGAUUCAUGAUUUGGAUCUCAAUCUACGAUUUCUUGUGAAGAAAUUGGUACCGUUUAUAUUAUUGCAGUCCACGUUCUAUGAUUUAUUAUCUUAUUGGUUAUAUAUUAUGCCAUGACCGAGGUCUUCAAUGGUUAUUGUAUAUGGAGUAUAAAAGGUGCCUUACAUGUCAUUGGUGAAGUGAAUCUAAUGGAAUKCAUUGGUGCGUGUGUUCAUAUAAUGUAUCAACUGAACUUGUGUUGGGCACACAGGGUUACCAUUCCUCUCCUAUAUAUUGGAAUAUACCUCUGAAAUCAGGAGUUACUCAACAAAAUAAAUUCUCACGAAUCGCUUUGAUCAACAAUUUGAUUGUUUAGUUUCCGCCAAUCUUUUGCGCAUGCUAUGUAGAUGAAAAACACUUCGCAGAUGCGCGUUGCAUUUUUGAUAAUUUGACAUAGACGACAUGAAUAUUUGUAAGUAUACAUAUCCAUUAUAGUUCGACGAAAACUGUGAAUUUAUUCGUACAUAUACGAAAAUCAAUUAAUAAAUUAUUGAUGUUCCACAUGAUUAGAAAAA